AUGCAUCAGCAAAGCUUCACACACUAUCGUAUUGCCCCAAGCACAAAGAUGGAUAUAUCUAGCCAAUCAUCGCUAAGAGCGCUCGACUGCACGACCUACGUUUUUUUGAUAAUGAGCGGUCACGCUGGAAGCGAAAAGAUCAUGUUCACGACGGCCACAGGCGCCUUCUUCGGCAUCACCGUUGGCUCCGUCGAGUCGGUAUGGGCUAUACCGAAGCUUGGUGCUAAGCUACCAAAGCUUUCAAAACAGCUUAAGCACGUAGGCCAGCGCUCGCUCGUGUUCGCUGCUGUUGGCUGCAUCUUCACUACCGGUGAAUAUGUGGCAUCUCAGAUUCGUCAGAAAGAAGAUCCUAUCAACGCUGGUGUAGGUGGAGCUCUUGUCGGCAUUGUGCCUGGCAUGGUUAAGCAGAGCGUGCGCGUAGGUGUCGGUGCAGGAAUUGCUUCAGCUGCGAUUGUGACUGCUGCGUCGUUCUGGCAAUCAUCUCAGGAAACGUCUUUUGAAAAGUACGCCGCUGCUCGUCACGCUGAGCGUGCUUGA
Plasmopara halstedii is the source of this 537-nucleotide messenger RNA. RefSeq names its product outer envelope pore protein 16-chloroplastic mitochondrial-like. NCBI's taxonomy places the organism in Eukaryota, Oomycota, Peronosporomycetes, Peronosporales, Peronosporaceae. The coding region runs from base 1 to 537 and encodes 178 amino acids. The transcript is spliced from 6 exons. The record is from RefSeq and is a predicted model, not a curated record. Gene Ontology annotation, biological process: mitochondrial respiratory chain complex I assembly.